GGCCAUCUUCGGUAUUACGGAUUGAGGCUAUCUCCGUCAUAGGGAAUAAAUGUUAAAUUGGUUUGACUUCGGUGAAAGUCUAAAUUGGUUUGACCGGUGGUCAAAGAGUUAAAUGGAAACCCGUAACACCUAAAUCGUUUUGAAAAGAAAGAAAAUAAGUUGACUGUUGGUCAACCGUCUAAAGAACCGAAUGUAAAGUUGAAUUGAUUUUUAUUAAAAGGAUAAACAUAUGCACGAUCUUAAUUGUUGAAUUAUUAUGUUUAUUCUUGUGCUACAAUGGAGUACCACUCAGCGUCAAUGCUGAGCGGAUAGCGUUGUUUUCCUUUUUGCUAUCCGUAGGUGAUCAGACAGAUGAACCUAGAGCCGAUCCCAGAAGGCAUUGAGGAGGAGAUGUAUGAUGGCGUGGCUGUCUCUUUAAUCUGCUGAUAUGCUUUAUUUAAUUAACUUUAAUGCUUAUUACGUUUUCGGGCAAGAUCCCAAGUUGUUUGACUUUAAAAAGGCUUCCGCAUUAUUUUAAAUUACUCCGAUGAAUUUUUAUAUGUAUUGAUAGAACGUUUGUUUAAAAUUGUUUUGAAAAUGUCGCAAAUUCGGAUACCAAUUCAGUGACACACCGGUCCGCUGUCUCACGGGUUUGGGUCAUGCGGGUUGGGGUGUUACAGACAGCGUCGUCCGCCUUCCCACCUUAGUGAUUAUAUCGUCAAUUCUAUUCAAUCUCAUGUCUCGUUGUGUUCAUCUCCUCCACGGUCUUUAUCUUCAGCUUGCUGAUCCAUUAAUUACAGUGGUUUUAAUUAUUUCUGCUAUGGCUUCUCCCUUUGUGUCCCGGCUCGUCCUUUCCUUGAGCUUCUUAGCUCUCUUCUUAGCUGCCUACUCCGUUUACCACAACGCCGCCGUGGAUCAAGGCCACCGCCGCCCCCUCAUUAAGGCGGCGAUCCCCAGUUUGCUGGACGGCGCAGCGAUUGAGUCGGCCGCCGACUUGCUGUCCUACCUCGGCCUCGGGAGAUCCUCCGGCAGACUUUCCGACCAAGCGUGCGUGUUCUCCGCCGUGAAGGAAGUCGUGGACGCCGCCAUCAACAACGAGACUCGGAUGGGCGCCUCCCUCAUCCGCCUCCACUUCCACGACUGCUUUGUUGACGGUUGUGACGGUGGAAUCCUCCUUAACGACACAGCCAACUUCACCGGGGAACAAGGUGCGGCCCCGAAUAGCGACUCCGUGAGAGGGUUUAACGUCAUAGAACUAGCAAAGCAGAACGCCAAAACCAAAUGCUCCGAUACCCCUGUCUCCUGUGCUGAUGUCUUGGCCAUCGCUGCCCGUGAUUCUUUCGCCAAGUUCACAGGUCAAACGUACAACGUGACGAUAGGCGCCAGACGCGACGCAAGAACCGCAAACCUCACCGGAGCCAACACCCAACUUCCUGCUCCGUUCGACAGCCUCCUCGUCCAAACCCAGAAGUUUGCCGACAAGGGGUUCACCCAGAGGGAGAUGGUUGUUCUGGCAGGAGCGCACACGGUGGGAUUUUCCCGCUGUGCGAUCGUGUGCCAGAACAACAGCAUCAACCCCAACAGAACCGCCACCCUGCAAUGCAACUGCUCUGCCCCGACCAUCACCGGUCUGGUUGGACUCGACCCCACUCCCGCCGCUUUCGACAAUAGGUAUUUCCAGCAACUGGUCAACGGUCAAGGCCUUCUGUUCUCAGACGCCGAGCUCAUGACGAAUGGCACCACCGCCGCUGCCGCGAGGAGGUACUUGAAUACAACCAGUGCUUUCCUUUCCGACUUCGCCGCUGCCAUGGUGAAAAUGAGCAAUUUGCCACCUUCGAAUGGAGUUCGGCUCGAAAUUCGUGACGUGUGCAGCCGUGUCAACGUCAAUCGUUCUGUUGAGUCUAUGUGAACACGUUACUACGUAUCAAGGCUUUAGCAUCACUUAUUAUAUCGGCAUCGGUAUUUUUAUCGAAGCAAAUACUAGCGAUGCAAUUGCUCCCGUGUAAUUGUGUCAGUUGUAAAAUAAGCGAUGCAAUAGACCUUUUUAAAUAAGUUUAUUAAAAAAAUUUAAGAGUUCUAGACUUUUAUGUAAUUGUAUUUCAUAAUUUUCAAUAAAUAUUGGUUGCACACCUAAUAUUGAAUCAAAUGCAUUUCACUUU
Messenger RNA from Cuscuta campestris, 2138 nucleotides. The record is from the annotation of a GenBank genome assembly. Lineage: Eukaryota; Viridiplantae; Streptophyta; Magnoliopsida; Solanales; Convolvulaceae.